This is a messenger RNA of Trichomycterus rosablanca, 5187 nucleotides long. It is a transcript of the gene sort1a, whose product is annotated as sortilin 1a. Lineage: Eukaryota; Metazoa; Chordata; Actinopteri; Siluriformes; Trichomycteridae. The transcript has 19 exons. Gene Ontology annotation, biological process: Golgi to endosome transport; vesicle organization; endocytosis. Gene Ontology annotation, molecular function: protein binding. The record is from RefSeq and is a predicted model, not a curated record. Bases 144 to 2537 code for a protein of 797 amino acids. Gene Ontology annotation, cellular component: membrane; Golgi apparatus.
CGUGGCUCGAGCGAGAUGUCGCGUGCAGUGUAAACAGUGACCGUUAAUAAGAUGUAAACAACAGCUUCCAAACUUUCGAUAUUUACUUUAUAUUUAUAAUUUAACUCGUUUCUCUGAGGGGGGGAUUGAAGUUUAGAGUAAGAAUGAGAGCCGUUAUAGUGACUGUUACAGUUUUACUUUGCUCGGAGGCGCUGAGUUUGGGUUUUGAGGGUUUUAAAGUUGGAGAGACGACGGAGGAAAAGCAGAAAUGGAGAAACGAAUUCGGUUUUACUGAUUUAAUACAGAAGAAAGUCAAGAGGAGCGAAGAUUCGUGUCUUUUACCACCGCAAUAUCAAUCCAAACUGCAGGAAAACACGCACACUCGUGUCUUCACCGAUGUGACGGGCUCUGUGUCACUCGCCUGGGUCGGAGAUGGAACAGGGGUACUGCUGGUCCUCACUACGUAUCAGAUGCCGGUGUUCAUGUACCGCUUCAGCCAGCCCAAGCUCUACAGGAGUGAAGACUAUGGGAAGACCUUCCAGGACAUCACCAACCUCCUCAACAACACGUUCAUAUUCGGCCAGUUUGGAAUUGCUAUCAGUCCAGACAACUCUGGGAAGGUGAUCCUGUUGGGUUAUGUGUCUGAGGGAAAGGGCUCACGCAUCUUCCACUCGCUGGAUUUCGCUAAGAGUUUCAGCCCGACCGAUUUGCCCUUUCAGAUCCAGAUGCAGUUCACUUAUAACCCACAAAACAGCACCGUACUCACCGCUAUCAGCAACACGUAUGACCUGUGGCUCUCCGAGGAUUUUGGACUCGACUGGAAGAGGAUCCACGAGACCGUGUGUCUGGUGAAAUGGGGCACUGCAGACACCCUGUUCUUUACCACGAACCCCAACGGAUCCUGCACUGAAAAGGGUAUGUUGGAGUUGAGGAAGACCACAGACUAUGGCAGAAGCUUUGAGACCAUAGGGACCAGGAUUUACUCCUUUGGCCUGGGAGGUCCCUUCAUCUUCGCCUCCGUCAUGUCUGGCAUGAGCUCAAUGCGGAAGAUCCAUGUGUCGGUGGAUCAGGGGACGGUCUGGAACAUGGCCCAGCUGCCCACAGUAGGACACGAGCAGUUCUACUCCAUCCUGGCCAUCAACGACAACAUGGUGUUCAUUCACGUGGACGAACCCGGAGACUCAGGGAUGGGCACCAUCUUCGUGUCGGAUGACCGAGGCAUCCUCUUCUCCAAGUCUCUUGAGCGGCAUCUUUACACGUCCACUGGAGGCGAAACUGAUUUUACCGUCGUCACCUCGCUCAGGGGCGUCUACAUGACGAGCAUGCUGGCUCACGAUGGUUCCGUUCAGACAGUGGUGACAUUCAAUCAAGGAGGUACGUGGAGGCCCCUACAGAAACCUUGGAACACUGAAUGUGACUCCACCGCAAAGGAUCCUGAAACGUGCAGUCUUCAUAUCCACGCCUCCUACAGCACCUCCAUGAGGCUCAAUGUGCCAAUGCUGCCGCUAACUGAACCUAAUGCUGUCGGGCUCAUGCUCGCUCAUGGUAGCGUAGGUGACGCCGUGUCCAUCUUGUCUCCCGAUGUGUACGUGUCCAGUGACGGCGGGUACACGUGGGCACACGCGCUCAAAGGGCCGCACCACUACGCCGUUCUGAACUCGGGCGGAAUACUCGUGGCAGUGGAACACAACCCCAUUCAGCCAAUCUCUCAGAUCAAAUUCUCCACAGACGAGGGUCAGUGCUGGCACGCGUUUAACUUCACAGACGAGCCGCUCUACUUUACAGGUUUGGUCUCCGAACCCGGGGCUCGAUCCUCCAGCCUGAGCCUGUGGGGCUACAGACGGCCGGUGCUCAGCCAACACUUGAUUUCGGUCACCGUAGACUUCCGCCAGCUGCUCUCCAGAGACUGUUUGCAGGAGGAUUACGUGCAGUGGCUCGCCCACUCUGAGGACACCGGAGGCCCCAACGAUGGCUGUCUGCUGGGAUAUAAAGAGAGAUUUGUACGUCUACGAAAAGGCUCGGUGUGCUGGAACGGACGGGAUUACGUCGUCACCAAGCAAUCCACGCCGUGUCCAUGCACGCUGGACGACUUUCAGUGUGAUUUCGGGUACUACCGCGCUGAGAACAGCUCGGAGUGUGUGCCGCAGCCGGAGCUCAAGGGCCACGCGCUCGAGUUCUGCCUGCAUGGCCGGAAAGAGCAGCUGCUAACCAACGGGUACAGGAAGAUCCCCGGAGAUCAGUGUGAGGGAGGAACACAGCCGGAGAGGAAAGUGGUCGAUCUGAGUAAGACGUGCGUCAGUAACCUGCUGAGUGCUGAAGUGUCAGAAGAUUAUAAGAUCACUGCUGCGGUGAUAGCCAUAACCAUUGUUGCUCUGCUCAUUUGCACGGUCGCCGGGGUUUUCUUCAUCAAGAAGUAUGUCUGUGGAGGAAGAUUCCUGGUGCAUCGCUAUUCAGAGAUGCUGAGGCAUGUGGAGGCAAACGGCACUGAGGGAGUGGACGAGAUGGACACCGCAGACGCCGGAGUAAACCACGACUCCGAUGAGGACCUUAUACCAUAAAAGACAAUGGACUGGAUCCAGCCACUGGAACAGGAAAUGCACCUUGGCAGUAUUUUAAUGUUGAUGGUUUUAUUAUCUUCCUCCCUGUGCUCUACAGGGGUACAACAGGUGACUUGAAAUGUGGUUGUGGGUGGCUGUAGUUGAUGUGCAUCUGAUACGUCAGUUUAAUACUAGUGAGGCUGAUUUUUCCAGCACAUUCCAGUAAAGAUGCACUUCAGCUGAACUGGCCUGGCAAUGAACAUGGGCAGGAAUUCCAACACUUAACACAGUUUUCACUGCACUGAAGAAACUUCACUCACCUACAGUUUUACCAAUGCCAAGUAGGAAAGGCUGCCGGUAAGGUUAUUAUUCACAUAAUAAUGUGCUUUAAAAUAUCACUGCAAAGUGAUGUGUUAACUAGCUCAGUUAAUUAAGCUAAAACCUUCACAAACCUUGCUGCUUUGUUGAGUUUACCAGCUUGCAAUUUAGCAUCCUUGCACCUUAAUCACAGGAAAGACAGAAACGAACUCUUGUCAAAAUGAAUUUUUGGCCGUAGAUAAAUAUCCCUUCCAUCUAUUGCUGAAGAAGCUCCAGGUCAUCCUGCCCAUACUACACACCACCAAGGCCCUAAAGAAUCAGGGAGUAUCCUGUUAUAAUUGAAGCCCAAAGGUUUUGUUAUAUUUUUAGAUAAAGGUUUUAAGGGCUGGUUAGACAACCCCUAGUUCUCUCCUCCUCUUUAUGCAAACAUUUCUUGUAAGAUUUCUGUUGGAGUUGAGUUUAUAAUAAAUAGAUUUAAAUACACAUUAUAUCAAUCUAGGUGACAAUCAGAAUAUUUUAUGUUAAUAAUUACAUGGUAAAUAAAUCUGCCCCCUUAAUUGGAGAUUAGUGGUGCACAUUAGGUCCCUAUUUGUAUUUUAAAACAAUGUAUUAUAUAUGGUUUAGGUUAAGUUUGUAAUCAUACAUGAUCAAAUAUUAAACAGAACACCAAUAGUUAACCAACAAAGCCUUAAAUAUAUUUUGCACUAAUGAGACUUCAGAUUGGAUGGUAAAUAAUAAUUAUAAUAAUUAGUUAAUGAUGAAGUGAGGGCAAGGCAUAGUUCUGGUUUGCACUCUUUAAAUUAGGAUGAAUAAACUGUUUUUUGCACCCAAGUAAACAGUGCCCCACUGGUUGAAAAGCCCUGCUCUAUAGUAUGUUGGGUGGUUGUGUAAAAAUGCAGCCAGAUCGAAGGAGAGAGAGAGAGAGCAUCUGUGGUUUGAAGACUAGAUUUCCACCAAGGCCAAAAACUCACUGAAGCCUUAAUUGACCGGCUAAUGUCAGUAGAACUUGUGUGUGUACCAGGUUCUUUGUUCUGUGUCACUUAAAACAUUGCAGUUGACCUUUUUAGCCUGUUUUUUAAUGUCCUGUGAUUUAAUUGAGGUACUUUACACCUGCACUGUAAGUUUAUACUGACAGCUUGCUAAGUAACUCAUUAUAUUUUACUCAUCAUGUGAGAUAAGCUGAUUGAAGCAGUGUUACACUGAGGAAAGGAUCCUGAUUGCAUCAGUCUAGGAUUUUUUGUUUUGAAGCGGCUAAAUGGUCUUUAACUCAAGACAGCAUUCAUGUUACAUUUUCAUAAACCAGACUAAGCACACAAUAGCAAUCUUUAUAGCAAUAAGUACAUUUAACUGAGUUGAUUCUCUAAUCUUACUUGUUCUGACAUCUCUGUAAUUUGCUUCACUGUUCAGCCAUUUCUUUCCAUUUUCAUGACAGACAUAUGUAGCAAAAGGAAAUUAACUGUUUACACAGAUGAAGUCAAAACUGUGCAUCUAUUGUAGGGGACACUUAUGUCAUGGCAGUAUUUUAUUUUAUUUGCUUAGAAAGAUGUCAGUGAUUUUGCACAACCUUGUGUUAUGUGUUAAUGAUUAUGAUUUAGUACAGAUAGUAAUUUCUUCCCCUAAUAAUUAGAGCUAUGUUGACAUCAUUAAAAUGAAACCCCAAAAGCCUCACACUUAGGAUGAAAACCCAAACUGUUACUUUAUGCUGCGAGAAAAUUUAGGUAGUCAUAUGUAGUCCAAAAACCCCAAGAAAGAUGUUUCGGCUCUAGGUUUGGUUUAAAUUAGAAGAUAUUAAAGCAUAGUUGACACUGUGCACAGUGAACUUUCUCUGCUCCUGCUUUUUCUUGUAUACGUGUCCCUUAUAAGUGUAUGUAAACUUUUGACUUUAACUGUAUGACAAGACAAUAAUGCCUGGAUAUGAUGUGAAUACAGUGUUUUUAUGGUACUUUUUUAAAAAUAUACAUCUCAGGGGUUCUCCCUUUAGUCACUGUUUGUGAUGGGGAAGGUUUCAGAAAGUGUAGAUGGUUGUAUGUUGGAUUCAUUUCUGCUAAAUUCAGUUUUUAACUUUUUUAUUUGAAUCCAAUGUUUGAAUGUAAGUGAAGAAAACACAUUAUAUUUCCAUUGUUGUAAAUAUAAUUUGUGUAUUAUAGCUGCUGUUUGUACCUACAUCAUGUGUUUUAAGAGUGUACAUCAAGUUUUAAGAGUCACUUUCAACUCACAAUGCUUGUAAUUGACUUUUUGUGGUCAAUUCCCACAACAAUUUAAAUAAAGGACCAACUAUAGGCUACUUUGUAAUUGAUAGUAUUUUUUGACUAGCUAUUUUUGUGCAAAGUUAAUAAAAUUUAUUUUAACUAUG